UUUUAGGGUAGUAGUAAUCGGAUAUUCUCAAGCCGUGUAGUGCCGUGUUAAAAUUCAUUUUUGUCAAUGUUUAGUGGUAAGAAAAUAACCAAAAUCGUAUUUAAUAUCUUUAUUAGAUGCCAGUGUAGGGUGUGAUGUGUGAUGAUUGUGAAAAUUAAUGCAAAUUACUAUGUUAAUUUGAUGUACAACUUUCUGCCAUUGCCAUUUGGAAUUAGGAGGAAUAGUGUGCAAAACAUUGACGCCUUCUUUUAGUUCCUUCUUCUCAUUUUUUUUUGUGGGGGACGAGAAGAGUGGAGCGGAAAAACAUAUUACUAGUACACUCCUCAUUUUCCUUCUGGUUGCCCCAUCUGGGGUGUCAAUAAAUCCAGAAUGGGGAAAUUGCUGUCGAAAAUUUUCGGCAAUAAAGAGAUGAGGAUAUUGAUGUUGGGCCUGGAUGCAGCUGGUAAAACCACAAUUUUAUAUAAAUUGAAGUUGGGUCAAUCUGUGACAACUAUACCAACUGUGGGAUUCAACGUUGAAACUGUAACAUACAAAAAUGUCAAAUUUAAUGUGUGGGAUGUGGGUGGACAGGACAAAAUUCGUCCACUAUGGAGACACUAUUACACAGGAACGCAAGGAUUGAUUUUUGUGGUCGACUGUGCCGAUCGCGAUCGAAUAGAUGAAGCACGACAAGAAUUGCAUAGAAUAAUAAAUGAUAGGGAGAUGAGAGAUGCAAUUAUAUUAAUAUUUGCCAAUAAGCAGGACCUUCCAGAUGCUAUGAAACCACACGAGAUUCAAGAGAAAUUGGGCUUGACACGUAUCAGAGACAGAAAUUGGUAUGUUCAGCCGUCCUGUGCAACAUCCGGCGAUGGACUGUAUGAAGGACUUACGUGGCUAACAUCGAAUCACAAAUUAUGAGAGUAAGCCAUUAAUUUCUUUUCAAAGGAAAACAUAAAUCCAUCGUCAAAUCCACCCCCUUAAGAAGUGAAAAAAAAAUGAGUGUAAGGAUGUAGAUGAAACCGACAUCAUGACGGUUAUAAAAAAUAAUCUUUAAUCUGAUGUUUAAAAGCAAAAAAAAAGAAGAAACGAGAGAUUUAAAAACUUCAAAAAUAAGUAAUAUGAGAAAUGAAUGUUUAAAAAAAGAUGAGGGAGUAUUUAUUUUCUUUUUUUUUAAUCGCACAAAAAGGGUAUCAUUCUUUUACGUGAAAACAUCUCUAUGCGCGCGGCUUAAUAUUUUUGUCUGUACAUUUCAUUAACGUUUUAGAGGUUGCUUGGCUUAGCGAUAUUAUUCGUGGCACUGUACUGUGGAAGAGAUUUGCAAUUUUAUUUAGAGAAUCUGUAUUUUUUGUAGUGAAGAUCCUUAAAUUCGUGAAUUUCUUGGCAUUUUCACUGUGAAAAAUAAAGUUCUAAUCUUUUGUUCCAGUCUGCUUCGAAGGAGAUCGCUUCGAAGGACCUCUAAUCUCUUGUGUCAUUCACUUGAUGACCAAACUAAAUAAUAAUAUUUCUAAAUUAAGAUGAAAUGAAGGGAAUAUUCGGUGAUUUUCUUUAGAAAAAACAAGAACAAUAUUUAAAAUAAAUAUUUUGCAAUUAAAUCCCAACGAAAUACGGAGAAAUUCUACUGAUAAUCUCUCUGCAAAAAAAAAUAAUAGCUAGAAAAGGGAAAAUCUUUUUUUGGGGGCGCAAACAGACGUACUAAAAGCACCAAAAUGAAUUUGGAAAUUAUUAACUAAACAAGCUUAAAUAAUUUUAGAUAAUACAAUAAAUAAAAAAACACGAGAAACAUUGCUCUGAAGAAAAACACACACAAAGUCACUAGUUAAAGUGAUCUGAAUCAUAAAUUAGAGAGUAUUCUAUUCGUAAAAAACAAAGAUAAUUAAAGAAUGCAAAUCAGUAGUGAACGAUGCAAGAACAAAGUCGCACCGAUUCGAAAUGAAAAAAAAAUAUCUCUGUAGUUAUUUGUAGAUGAUGAGAUUGAAUGUGUGGAAGAUCAUAAAAGAUUUAGUAAAAAAAAAUGUCGCAAAUAUGUAUAAAUAUACUAUUGAAUAUAUUUUUGAAUCAAAAUUCAAAAUAUUAAUAAUUUUCUUUUUCUAUAUAGAAAAAAAAAUAACAAUUAUAAUAAUAAAAGAGAAACAAGGAGAAUAUUAUGAUAUUUUCUAUAUAUACACAAAAAAAAUAUUAAUGGGAAAUGAAAAUAUGUUGUCAUUUGCCUUGCCUAAAAAGAAGUAAAAACAAUUGAAAGAUAAAUAAAAGAAACCAAUUAGAGAAAAAGUUUUAUUGUAUAGAGGGAAAAAGAGAAAAUAAUUUAAAGAAAAAAAAAGAUAUUAAUUGGUGAUAUAUUAUUAUUGUGAAUGAGUAACAAAAGAUCAUGUCCUAAUAUUUGAGAAAAGAAAAACGAGUAAUUUUUUUAUCGAGGAUGCCGUUUUUUUUUUAGAUUUGUGGUGAUAUUCAAAUGAAAAAUGAAAAGGGGAAACUCUUCUCCUGAAUAUUUUUUUUAGGACAUGACUGUUCUCAAAUGCUUCUGCAUUAUCGACUUUUCUUUGUGUUGGUUCAUGUCACGACAGUUUUCCUUAGUUCUUGCAGUGUUCGAAAUCCACUAGUCAUGACAGGAAUCAACACAAAGAAUAGUUGAUUGUGUAGCCCUUGAAAACAAUUAACAUUUUGUUUUAGCACUACUGUUCUCAAGUGCUUCUGCAUUAUCGACUUUUCUUUGUGUUGAUUCCUGGAACGACUUGUAGUUUUCGAACACAGCGAGAUUUAGGGAAACAGUCCUGACAGGAAUCAAAACAAGAAAACUCGAUAACGCAGAAGCAAUUGAGAAUAGUAAAGUGCUAAAAAUUCCAAUGAAAAAUUAACAUUUUGUUUUAGCACUCUACUGUUCUCAAGUCCUUCUGCACUAUCGACUAUUCUUUGUGUUGGUUCCUGUCAUUACUAGUGGUUUUCGAACAUAGUGAGAGCUAGAGCAAUAGUCGUGACAGGAACCUAGGACUUUGCAUAGUUCACAAUUGCUGUGCCAUUAAGCUUCAAUGGUUCAACCAGCAAUGGACUAUAUUCCUGAAUGAACCAGAAGAGGGUCUUCUGGAUCUCGUUUCAACGCUGAAGUAUCAGACCACCCUCGUGACAGGAACCAACACGAAAAAAUCGAUAACGCAGAAGCAAUUGAGAACAGUCAUGUACUAAGAAAAAAAACUUCAGAAGAAAGAUCUCCCCUCUUCAUUUUCCAUUGGAAUGAGCAUUAUUAAUCAUUCUGCACGCUACAAGGAGACAUCGGUAAAACAAACAUUGUUUAUUUGACUUGAAACAUAUUUUUCACAAACUUUAUAAUGCAACACCCUACGAAAUUCAAUUAAGUUCACUUAGGUGCGUUCAUCCUAUCAGUCUAGAGUUUGUUUUUGCAACUGGAUUCACAAUAAUUCCCAACUGUUCCCAAUUGCAUUUGAGAAAAGUAAGUAAGAUUCAUUAGUGCGCACUUGAUUAAAGAUCAAAUCAAAGUUGGGAACAAAAUUGAGGAUUACAAUCGUUCCCAGUUAGUUGGCUGGCAAACAACGAAGAUAUGUUGAUCCUCUGUCACUUCAGGAGGACGUUAGUGGUCGAUCCCAAGGUAUUCUAAGGCAAGGUCCUGAAUUUGAUUGAAGCACCUUGUAUUAGCUGUACUUGAAUUUGAAGAUUAUUUUGGAAUAAGGACAUACGUAGGUUAUCAAAACAGUGAGUUUGACAGACGCAAGACAUCUCUUGAAGCACUGGUUCUUCUGGAUGUUCUAGCAAUAAUUUAGAAUCUGUCUAUACUUCGUGGGUGUUAUGGGUCAUUUAAGGUGUUUUCCUUUACGUUCAUACUACUCGUUUGAGUAAUUGAGAACAGUUGGGAACUAAAAUGAGAACUAACAUUGAAAAAUUUAGAUAAUUUUUCUUCCAUAAAAUGAUUUUUGUGUUUUAUGGGCUAUUUCCAUUGAGAAAAUUUUCAGAUUUUCUGAUAUUCCCAAUUCACAUGAAAACAAGUUUUUUUUUCUUAUGGAAAUUCGCUCAGCUGACAAAUAAUUGGUAUGUAAGUAUCAGAAGAAAACUCAAUGGUUAUCACUGUUCUCAAUGGGAAUCGGAAACUGUUUACAAUUUUUAUUUUUAAGUUUUUAUGCGGAAAAUUUGAAGCAAAUUGAACUUUUUUUUUCAUUUAAGCACCUUUUGGGCAAAAAAGUUUUGGGCAUUAUCCUUGCUCUUUUGCAUGAAAUUGUCGGCACUGCUGUUGAUGGAAACGUCAAAAUUCUGUCACAAAUGCGAUUUUGAACGAAAAUUGUUCCCAAUGUGUAAAGGUCUUUAGGUUUUCGUUAAGAAUUUCGGUUCGAUGGGGUGAAGCAGAGAAUAAAAAUGGAAACACUAGAGACUAGGGGAAAGUGCCCAUGCUUUACACGGUCCCAAGCUUUACAAUGAUUAAAUUUUUCAAUAAAUGUAACUCAUGUCAUCCAUAUUUUAAAAACUAGAGGAAAGUGCCUUGUUUUUAAAAUAUAUUGCAGAGUCGCAUUUAUUCAGAAACAUAGGAGAGAUUUAAUCAUUAUAGAGCUUGAGACCGUUCAAAGCAUGGGAACUUUCUCCUAGACCUUUCUUGAUUUUCGCAACUUUAUUGUUUACGUCAUUACGAGAAUGAAUGUCCUCUUCGUCAGGCUACCAAAUACCGUAAUACGGGCUUCAGACCAGAGACUUUUAGUUAUAUGCCUUAACUGCUCUAAUUUUUCAAAAAUCAAGAUUUUUCUUUGGAAAAACUUAACUUCGGAUUAGACUAUUAAGGACAACUGACCUAUUAAAAUCUAAAAAGGCAAUAAAAUAAGGUUGCUAUUUAACAUUUUGAGACCUUCGAAAACUGGACUAAACAUCUAGUCUGAAGACCGUUUAAUUGUGCUAUUCCAAUGAAAAAAUGAGCAUGGUUUUUUAGCACACUACUGUUCUCAAGUACUAAAAAGACCAUGACUGUUUCCACAUGAUAUUUCAAUUAAUGCCAGGUAGAAGCUUACUCGGCGGGGAUAUUUGAAUUCGGAUUUCGGUUGAACAUCAUGAUAAAGUCAUGUCAACUUGGUGGCGUGAUGCUGUUGUAUGGCAGGGACUUAGCAACCUUAGCCUCAACCAUGGGUUUUCCCAGGUUUUCCAUGAGUUUUCCUGUGAAAUCUCAGUAGUAAAAAGUCGUCGAACAGCAUUAAUCUUCUCUACUCAUUAUUUUCCUUAAAAUGACGUAUGGGAACAGACAUGGUCUUUUUUAGUACUUGAGAACAGUAAUGUGCUAAAAGAACAUGGUCGCUUUUUCAUUGGAAUUGCACCAUAAGGCGGAUGACUUUGACAUCCUCCUGUUUGUAAACUUUUCUCUACUUCUAGAACUUAAGGAUGGUCCUUACCGAUCCGGUCUACCAUGUCUGAUCAGUAAAAACCGUUCUUAAAGAUUAGAAUUAAAGAAUUAAAUUAAAUUAGAAUUAAAGAAAAGCUUACGAACAGUAGAGGAUCAAAGUCACCCGAACGCUACACACAAAGCAAAUUCUAGGCUGAUCCUCAAAUGAUCCUAAUUGAAUUUAAUGGUCCAAUUGGGAACUUUAAAAAACCUUUAACAAUUUAAUAAAUUUACCGUCAUUUAGUAGCAUUUCAAAUAAAUGUAUUACCACUCCAAUAAAAUUUAAAAAAAAAAAUAAAAUAAACGGCUAGAAGUGUGUGGAGUAAUUUUUAUCAGUGAGUCAAUUUGAAAUAUUUAGGUGAAAAAAAAAACAAGAAACGAAUAGAAACGAUUGCAGAGAGAAAUGUAGACUAUUAUUGAAAUUGAAAAGAGAAUUUUUGCAAAAUGAGAAAAACAAUUAAUUCUGAAUAUGCCUCCAUUGCUUUUCUCUUCGGUUUUGUCUUAAAAAAAAAACUACUCCCACAUUUAUUUUUUUGUUUCUUAUCAUUCUUUUGUUUUUCCUUUAUGCAAAUUGUAUAUAAAUUAUAAAUAUUUUUUCAUUUAGAAGUACUUUCAAUAAAAAAAAUCGGUUAUCUUAACAAAAGAGAAGCAGGGUUGGAAUUGUACUGUGUUGGAUCGUUGAAAGAAAUAAUUAAAAGAAAGGAAACAGAAUUUGUAAGAAUAUCAACACUAAGCAAAUUUGAGGAAUAACCAGUUAUUAUUAAAAAAAAAACAAAAAUAAGAAAAUAAAACGUGAAGAAUAGAAUUUAAACGAUUUGCGAUAAUGCUUUUCUUUUUUGAGAUGCUUUAGAAGAAAAAAAAAAGAAAUACUUAGCCGUUAAGAUUAAAAUAUAGUAAACAAGAAAUGAAAAAUAAAUCAAUCGUAACUAUAUUUUGUAUUAACAAAAAAAACCCUUAUUGUUCACUCUUUAGAAAUUGUGAGAAUAUUGCGGCCAAAAGACACUCACAUGAGAUUCUUUUUCGUCAAUUGGAAUAUCUCCAUUCUCAAUUUGUAUUAUCAUUUAUUAACUUUUUUUUUAUUCUUGAUUUUUUUUAAUUGGGAAAUCUGCAAUACACAUUCCAACGAAAAAGAAAAGGAAAAACACAAUUUGACGGUGUGAAAACGUCAAAUGUUAUCUCAAUCAAUUGAAAAUGGAAUUAGGACUUUAAUUUGUACAACUUAAAAAAAAAUAGCAGAUUGAUAAAUUAUUAAUAAACUGGACACUAAAAAAAAUUAGAACAAGUCACAGAAGGUCCUCAUAACAUUAACAUAAAAGUAAUUUUAUUCUGAAGUGUGAGAGCACUACCACAAAGUUCAUUUUCUGAUGAUCAAGGCGCGCAUCCUGUGAAGGAAGUUGAAGAUUUGAGAAAAGUGUUAGCAAAAGAACGUUCAUUAUAGUUUUUAUUUAAAGAAGAAAAAAAAAGAGGAGAAAAUACAUAUACAGAAUGAAUUAGUUAUUGUAAUGAAGAUUAUUAUACAUAAAAUGAGAGAGGAGUAAAAAUGGAUAACAAAGAGAAGAAAAAUGUAUGAAAUAUAAAGAAAAAAAAUUA
This is a messenger RNA of Phlebotomus papatasi, 6931 nucleotides long. RefSeq names its product ADP-ribosylation factor 6 (gene Arf51F). The coding region runs from base 370 to 897 and encodes 175 amino acids. Gene Ontology annotation, biological process: intracellular protein transport; vesicle-mediated transport. Gene Ontology annotation, molecular function: GTPase activity; GTP binding. Gene Ontology annotation, cellular component: cytoplasm. Lineage: Eukaryota; Metazoa; Arthropoda; Insecta; Diptera; Psychodidae. The record is from RefSeq and is a predicted model, not a curated record. The transcript is spliced from 5 exons.